Molecule: messenger RNA, 1305 nt
Organism: Pestalotiopsis fici W106-1
Lineage: Eukaryota; Fungi; Ascomycota; Sordariomycetes; Amphisphaeriales; Sporocadaceae
Exons: 3
Coding region: 1-1305 (434 amino acids)
Source: RefSeq, a predicted model, not a curated record
AUGUCGGAUCGCUCCCCCGAAUUAUCCCAUUGGGAGGACAUUGGUGUCGACUCGGAUGAUGAACAGGUUUUCUACCUGGACGGAGAAUACAAGCCCGCAGAAGAUGCUACCAGUGACUCUUGGGCUAUAGUCAAGCCGAAACAAAUCACUCUACUCGACAUCAAUCGUACAGAGCGACAGAAUUGCAGCCACUUUGCCAGCAAAGGUUGCGCACUCGAGACGUCCGGCCAGUGUUGUGAGUGUUCCGACAAGAGACCCAUCAACACAUCUGGUCUAUAUUCCAUGUAUGUCGACGGUCAGGGUUGGGUCGAAAAUGCCACUCGAUGGGCUUAUUACUGUCCAGCCUGCCGGGAGCAUGAGCAGACAACCAUCCUCAACCAAAUGAUGGAGAAGCUGCUCAAAGUUGCCGCUCAAAAGGAGCUCGAGAGACGACAGCUGUCCAUGCAUCAAUGUGAGCACUGGCUCGAGCGUGGAUGCGUCAUUACCAGCACUGGCAAAUGCUGUGCUUGCUCAGACCUGCGCCCGGGUGACAGAUAUGAAGUAUACCGUUCCUAUGUGGACGGUUUGGGACUGACGGGUGAUAUUUCUAGAUGGGAGCACUAUUGUCCCGGAUGCAAAGAGUACGAAGAAAUCAGAGACCAUCCUGCGAACGCCGAUACCAACCUCACUACCCAAAAUCAAACCGUGUUAUUCAUGGAAACGAACCUCGACAACCAUUAUGAUGUAACAGCACUUCCCGCUUCUCCAAAAUGUUCCCAUUUUCUGCAGCGUGGCUGCCUGAUGUCUGUUACUGGCGGCAAAUGUUGUGCUUGUGCAGAUCGUCGUGUUCACACCGAGUCAGGUCUAUAUGCCAAGUACGUGGACGGCCAGGGUUGGGUGCAGAAUGCGAAACGAUGGGAAGGGUACUGCCCCAAUUGUCGACAGAUUUGCAGUCAGAUCUCCAUCUACACGCCACAAACAACUCAGGAGCCAAAGUACAAGAAGCGAAUGCAACAGCCCGAGUAUAAGGGGAGAUCUAAGAAGGCAAAACAGCAUCAUAAGAGGGACACGAAAGAGGGGUGUGAUCACUGGGCAUCGAAAAACUGUGCCUUGACAAGCACUCCGAAGCGCUGUUGUGCUUGUUCGGACAAGAGACCGGAAGCACCAUCUUAUCCAGUGUAUGUUGACGGUAUGGGCUGGAUUAUGGGUGCCAAGCGCUGGUCUCAAUAUUGCCCAGAUUGUCGAAAUCACGAUGAACUCGCUGAGCCAAAGUCUCGCCGACGAAGACAUCUACAAAUGCCCAAGGUGGUUGGGUUGCUGUGUUGA